AUGGACAAUGAGACAAUGAAGAGACUGUUCAAGGCAGGAGCCAUCCUCCUCGUCCUCGAUGCACCUCACAACCAACUCGAAUUCGGAAUCGACGUCAACUGCUGGAACACCGGCCCUCGCUUCAAGGGCAUCAAGAUCAUCCCCCCUGGUGCUCACUUUGUCUAUUACUCCCUCCACAACACCAAAUCCGCAAGGCCGUCUCCAGAAGGAGAUAAUGGAGGAGAAGGUGCAAGCAGCGGGAAGAAGGAGGAGGAUAAUGGAACGGUAGAGAUUGAGGUGAUAGAGGGAGGAACUACAGGAGGAGAUGUGAGGACGGGGUUCUGGCAUUUGUUUGAGAGUGGUGAGGUUGUGGUUAUGAAGUGGAACGCUUAUAAUGAGGAACUGGAGUUGGAGACUGACCAGGAUCAACUUGCACGAUACAAAGCAGGGAUUGAGGAAUUCGAUCCAUUCCUGGGAUCAUACCCACUCCUCCCUCCAACAUCGACCUACCCAGCAUGGCUCAAGCUUUCGACACACAUCAAAAAAUCCACCAUCGCAUCCGUCUUUUCAUCCAACGGCUUUGUCAGUUCACACGACGAUCAGUUGGAAGAUGAGCUGGCCAGAGCUACUAAGAUCCUGGAACGAAAACAGAAUGAGGAUGAUGACAAAGCAGCAACAGAGGCCAAAAAGGAGCACAAUCAGAUCAGGACGACAACUACUAUUCAGGAGGAGGAUGAGACGGAGGACAUGGAGGUCGAUAAGGCAUCAAGUGGACAGGAAGAUUCGACGGCAACAGCCGGAGCAGGAGUACCGGUACCGUCAAAGUUUGAGCCGACAAAGUCCAACACUUCGAUUUCUUUCACACCCAUCAACUUGCGGUCGUCGUUCCGAAAAGGUGCUGUGGGCGAAGAGGUCACACGGUACAGUCUCGACAAGUCCUGGCUCCUCAACAACCUCUUCACCACCGUCUACAACAAUGACGUGUCGGCGUUCUUGGGAGAGUAUCAAGCGGCAUUUGUGACGAUGUUGCUGAGCUACCAUCUGGGCGCAUUCCGGCAAUGGAAGACCAUGACGAUCUUGGUCUGCCAAUCGACCGAGGCAACUUCCUCGCCCAACUACACGACCCUCGUAUCCGAGUUCAUUCAAACCCUGCACCACCAAUUGACCUCCAUCCCGUCCAGUUUCUUCAUGGAUCUCCUGUUUGCAUCCCCGGACGAGGACGACAUGACCGCCAACUUUUUGGAACUGGCGUUGAAGUCGAUGGGCAAGAACAUUCAAUCGGGCCUGCGACGGGGACAUUGUCUGGCGCUCCGGAAGCCGAUGCAGGGGUUGCAGAAGGCGGUGUUGGAGAGCUUUGAGUGGAAGAUCCCUGGGGAUUUCAGGAAAGUGCAGAAGGUUGUUGAAAUGAAGCCAGUGGAAAUGUUAGAUAGUGAGGAUGAGGACUAUGAGGAGGAAGGGGAGUAUGCGCCUGUCAUUGUCGAAUAA
Messenger RNA from Linnemannia hyalina, 1464 nucleotides. The record is from the annotation of a GenBank genome assembly. Lineage: Eukaryota; Fungi; Mortierellomycota; Mortierellomycetes; Mortierellales; Mortierellaceae.